Molecule: messenger RNA, 843 nt
Organism: Closterium sp. Yama58-4
Lineage: Eukaryota; Viridiplantae; Streptophyta; Zygnematophyceae; Desmidiales; Closteriaceae
Source: the annotation of a GenBank genome assembly
AUGUUCCCGCCCUUCUUGUGCUUGGCAGGAGGUGGAAAUUACCUCGUGACUGUCAACAAUUCAUUGCGCGCCCGGGUUGAGGAUCUGCAGAGGACGGUGAACGUUCUUCAAGCCGCUGAGCAGGAGGCCAAGCAGGAGGUAAACGAUAUGACGAGGGAGCGCGCCGCAUUGACGCAUCGCAUCAAUGAUCUCGAGGCUAUUGCGGCGUCAGGGGUACCAGAGAGGGCACUCGACGACCCGGCCGUUAACAUGGAUCUGCUCCCGCGGGACAACGACAAGAAGAUUGUCGUGAAGAGCACCUUGGAAAAGAAAUCAUUUGGGAAGAAGGCGCUCGAGACAUACGUUUGGAUGAUCACUGAUGCGCCUGUGGAUGUGAUGCAGUUUUUCCCGACGUUCGAGGAGGUGCAGCCUCACCUUGUGUGGAAGUACCGCCUCAUCGGCGUGUCGCAGGACGAGUACUACUACGUCGUCGGGGGAAACGCCUCGUACAUCAAGGAAGCAAUGGCCACCAUUGCCACGAAGCGGUCCAACACGCACAAGAAAAUCCGUCUCUAUGCGUGGGGUGCAGGAGGCUUGCUGCCUGAAGAUAGGUGGCCGGAGCUCGCAAGAGAGAACAUCCACCCUGGGAAGCGUCGAACCGAGGCUAUCUGGUUGGUGGACUUCAGGCAUGAAAGGUUUGGCUACGCCUGGCAUGCGUCUGACGAUGGACGCCCGUUUGCAUCUGUCGCUUUUGAAAAGGCCGCCCUUGCUGCGUUUGUCAAUGUCCGGGCGACGUCCGUGCAGUUGAAGAUUCCGCAGCUCGCCUACCUCUGUGUCGUGGUAAGUAGCUCUCCAUGUUCGUAA